GAGUUCUCCAGCCAGACAGGGCCACUGGCUUGUCUCUGUAGAUGGUCAGAGCUCUGCUCAGGUGCAGCUGCAAAGAGGAAUGUGUUCUGCUAAGAUCUUAGCACUGCUUGCUGGCUAAUGCUCUAAUGGUUCAACUUUGCCAGAAGACAGAUACUUAAUGAUUAGCCCUGCACACUGACCAGCUCAGAAUAAGGAGCCAGACCAUCUGUGACUCCCAGCCCUGCCUUCCUGCUUCUCUGGACUAAUGAUUCCAUAACGGUGGCUUCAUAAUGACUAUGACUGAAGCAGUGUUAUACAUAAGGAUCAUGCUCCUGCUACACUGGCUUGGGGUGUUUCUGUCCUUUUCUGGACAUACCCGGACUGAGCACUCCCAAUAUCACAGUCCUCCAGAAGUGGUGAUUCCCUUGAGGGUAACAGGCACUGGCCUCAGCAUGAAGCUUCCAGGCUGGCUCUCUUACGGUCUACAUUUUGGGGGUGAGAGACAUAUUAUCCACAUAAAGGUCAAGAAGCAUUUGUUGUCCAGACACCUGCCAGUGUUCACCUACUCGGACCAGGGCGCUCUCCUUGAGGACCAGCCUUUUGUUCAGAAUGACUGCUACUAUCAUGGUUAUGUGGAAGGGGACCCAGAAUCCCUGGUUGCCCUCAGUACCUGUUUUGGGGGCUUUCGAGGAUUGUUACAGAUAAAUAACAUUGCUUACGAAAUUAAACCCAUGAUUUUUUCUACCAAAUUUGAACAUCUAGUAUAUAAAAUGGAUAGCAAGGAGACUCAAUACCCAACCAUGAAAUCUGACUUUAUGGAAGAAGAAAUUGUAAGCCAAUUUGAGUUUCAAGAGAUUGGUAAUUCUACUCUGAAGCAAAGUUCUUAUGAGGGCUGGUGGGUCCAUAGGUUCUAUAUUGAAAUAGCAGUGGUGAUUGACCAUACUCUCUAUCUUCAUUGUGGAAAAAAUAUCUCAAGGUUGCAGGAAGACCUAUAUGUUAUUGUAAACAUAGCGGACUCCAUUUAUGAGGUGAUGGAUCUUAAAGUGUUAUUGUUUGGUAUGGAGGUGUGGACUCAAACAAACCACAUUGAAGUAGAUGAUGUAAAGAGAUCUCUGAGACUGUUUUGCGUUUGGAAAGCUAACAAUCUUAUUUCCCGCCUGCCACAUGAUACUGCACAUCUUUUUAUACACAGGACAUUAAGAGGAUUAAGUGGUAUAGGUAUGGUUAAAGGAAUGUGUAGAUCGCUCUUUGGUUGUGGAAUUGUUACUUUUGUAAACAAACCCGUGACCAUUAUUGGAAUUGCAUUUGCUCAUCAUAUAGGUCACAAUUUGGGUAUGACUCAUGACAGCGCACUGUGUAAAUGUGGACAUAUUAAAUGUAUAAUGCAUCAUGAUAACCCACCAAUAACUAAAUUUAGCAAUUGUAGUUAUUCCUAUUUUUGGGACUAUUCAAUAAUUAAGGCAAAAUGUUUGCGCUACACUAUACAUGCAAAGGACAUAUUUAGACGGCAGCGCUGUGGGAAUGGUGUUGUUGAAGAAGAUGAGGAGUGUGAUUGUGGACCUUUACAGCAUUGUGCAAAAGAUGCCUGUUGUCUGUCAAACUGCACUCUGAGUUUUGGAUCUAAUUGUGCUUUUGGGCACUGUUGCAAGGACUGCAACUUCUUACCAUCAGGGGAAGUGUGUAGAAAGGAGGUCAAUGAAUGUGAUCUUCCAGAGUGGUGCAAUGGAACAUCCCAUAUGUGCCCAGAUGAUGUGUAUGUGGAAGAUGGAAUUCCCUGUAAUGACAGUGCCUACUGCUAUGAAAAGAGAUGCAAUGACCGCACUGCACAAUGUAGGCAGAUUUUUGGCCAAAAGGCAAAGAAUGCAAAUCACAGUUGCUACAAACAAAUAAACACUCUAGGUGACCGUUUUGGUCACUGUGGUACCCAAAACUUUUCAUAUUUAAAAUGUAAUAUCUCAGAUAUCUUGUGCGGGAGGGUUCAGUGUGAGAACGUGACUGAAAUUCCCCUUCUGAGAGAUCAUUCUACUGUGCAUUGGACUUACUACAAUGGCAUCAACUGCUGGAGUACUGACUACCACAUUGGGAUGACCAUACCUGACAUUGGUGAAGUGAAAGAUGGCACAGAGUGUGGUGCCGAACAUCUCUGCAUCCACAAGAAGUGUGUCCAUAUAUCUGUCUUGGAUAGUAAUUGUUCACCUACGUUCUGUAACAGAAGGGGAAUUUGCAACAAUAAACAUCACUGUCAUUGCAACUAUAUGUGGGACCCUCCCAACUGCUUAAUCAAAGGCCAUGGAGGUAGUGUUGACAGUGGUCCACCCCCUAGGAGAAAAAAGAUAAGCAGGAUUUAUCUGUUAAUAUUUUCACUUCUUUGGUUGUUAAUUUUACUAUGUUGUCUUUGUUUUCUUUGUAUGAAAAGAAGACCUAAGGAAAAAGAGCAAAAAGUUGAGCCUCAACCUCAAAUGUUGGUUGAGACACAACAAUCAAAAGAAAAACAAAAGAUUCCAAGUCAGCAAGAGAAAGCCGUACAAAAUAUUCCGAUUCAACAAGAGAUACCUUCACAAAAUAUUCCGAUUCAACAAGAGAAAGCCAUACAAAAUAUUCCGAUUCAACAAGAGAAAGCCGUACAAAAUAUUCCAAUUCAACAAGGAAUAUCCUCACAAAAUAUUCCGAUUCAACAAGGAAAAUCCUCACAAAAUAUUCCGAUUCAACAAGGGAAAUCCUCACAAAAUAUUCCAAUUCAACAAGGAAAAUCCUCACAAAAUAUUCCUGUCCGACAAAGGAAAUCCUCACAAAAUAUUCCCGUCCGACAAGGGAAAUCCUCACAACGUAUUCCUGUCCAACAAGGGAAAUCUUCACAAAAUAUUCCCGUCCAACAAGGGAAAUCCUCACAAAAUAUUCCCGUCCAACAAGCGAAAUCCUCACAAAAUAUUCCCGUCCAACAAGGGAAAUCCUCACAAAAUAUUCCCAUUCAACAAAGGAAAUCCUCACAAAAUGUUCUGCCUCCAUCUGCAAAACAAGGACAAAAAUUUUAGUCAACCUAAAAUGUCAUUUUC
This is a messenger RNA of Rhinolophus ferrumequinum (greater horseshoe bat), 3032 nucleotides long. It is a transcript of the gene ADAM29, whose product is annotated as ADAM metallopeptidase domain 29. Lineage: Eukaryota; Metazoa; Chordata; Mammalia; Chiroptera; Rhinolophidae. Gene Ontology annotation, cellular component: plasma membrane; external side of plasma membrane; sperm head plasma membrane. The record is from RefSeq and is a predicted model, not a curated record. The transcript has 2 exons. Gene Ontology annotation, molecular function: metalloendopeptidase activity. Bases 270 to 3011 code for a protein of 913 amino acids. Gene Ontology annotation, biological process: male gonad development; proteolysis.